ACUCAUUUUUUCUUAAUUUUGCCUUUUAAUUUUCCCCCCAAUACUUAAACAAAAUUCACUUCUUUCUUUGAGUUUCAGUUUAAUUCUUCAUGUGGGUUUUACUCGCACAAUAUAUUAGUACAGUUAAUUAGCAAGCUAAGAUCAAUUUCAGAAGAUAGUAAUAUUAUUAUAGUACUGAUCAUCAAAUUAAAUGGCAUCGUCGGAGAUGAUGAUGAGUGGGAGCUGCAAAAAGGGGAAUGGUGCAGCCGCGCCGUGCGCUGCCUGCAAGCUUUUGCGGCGGCGGUGUGCUCACGACUGUGUGUUUGCUCCUUAUUUUCCGGCGGAUCAUCCCCACAAAUUCUCCAGUGUUCACAAAGUCUUUGGUGCUAGUAAUGUCAGCAAAUUGUUGCAGGAGUUGCCAGAGCAGCAACGGAGCGAUGCAGUAAGUUCGAUGGUAUAUGAGGCAAAUGCAAGGAUUCGAGAUCCGGUGUACGGAUGCGUGGGAACAAUAUCAUGUCUACAACAGCAAGUGGAUGCAUUGCAGCAACAACUAGCAAUAACACAGGCCCAACUGGUUCAAUUGAAAAUGGGGCAAUUUACAACAACAUCACAAUCAUCAUCUAGUACAGAUGACUUCCUUUCUCCUCCGCCCAAUAUCAAUGUGGCCGCAUCCUCAUCAUUAUGGUCCUGCUAGUAAUUUCGUUCGUUUUGGCCCAUUUUAAUUAUGACUAUACUUUUACUUAUUUAUUGAAAAAACAUAUCUUGUUUUUUUUUCUAAAUUUUACUAAUAGCUUUUAUUUGGCUA
Messenger RNA from Cucumis melo (muskmelon), 784 nucleotides. Its product is annotated as LOB domain-containing protein 4-like. The record is from RefSeq and is a predicted model, not a curated record. The transcript is spliced from 2 exons. The coding region runs from base 191 to 673 and encodes 160 amino acids. NCBI's taxonomy places the organism in Eukaryota, Viridiplantae, Streptophyta, Magnoliopsida, Cucurbitales, Cucurbitaceae.